This is a messenger RNA of Branchiostoma floridae (Florida lancelet), 7860 nucleotides long. RefSeq names its product WAS/WASL-interacting protein family member 3-like. NCBI's taxonomy places the organism in Eukaryota, Metazoa, Chordata, Leptocardii, Amphioxiformes, Branchiostomatidae. Gene Ontology annotation, biological process: cell surface receptor protein tyrosine kinase signaling pathway. Gene Ontology annotation, cellular component: cytoplasm. The record is from RefSeq and is a predicted model, not a curated record. The transcript has 9 exons. Bases 409 to 2175 code for a protein of 588 amino acids.
GGUAUUUCCUCAAAGUAACAGCAUUGCGCUCGUGUAAUGCAUGAAACCCUGACGUUAGGGGCGUCAGCUUUGUUCAUGGGUUUCUUUCCGGAGGUCAACGGUCAAACCCUGGUACUGACUGAGAUCAUUUUAUUGGGCUGGGCUGAAACUCUGGCAGCUUAAAGUAAGGUUAUAAACAACGCACUAGCUAGCUAAGACAUUUACCUGACCAGUCCUUUUCAACGAGAUGUUUUUGACACUUUUAGUAUCUUCCCAACCAAAUAAAAACCGAAAGCAAGCCAGUGCAUCCUACAUGAGGAAAGGAGGUUUAUGAAACAGCCAGAAUGAAUAAAUAUGAGAAAAGCUAGACAAUGAAUACAUUAGGCUGGUUGUUGCAAAGACCACACAGCGAAAACAACAACAGCCAACAUGGCCAAGGCAGCCAGGAUUUUGAAGAUGGGGUACCUCGAGAUGAAGCUACCACAGAAAAAGGGCACUUGGCAGCUGAAGUGGUGUAUCUUCUGCAUCCUUGAUGACAACUCAACAUCUUUUCUGGACUAUUUCUCAAAUGAGGAGUCCUUUCGCAAGGGAGGAAAAGUCGCCAGCAUUCGCCUCGAUGCCAAAGACAAGCUGUCUGUGAUAAUGGACCAGAAGAUGAAACAAAACUGUCUGAUGGUAGACAAUGACAAGGGACCAUUUGGCUUCUACCAUAAGGACCCAAUGCAGAUGGCCCAAUGGCAGAAGGUGUUUCUUUUCUGCCUGACUCCAGGAGAAGGGGUGGACUUGUCCCAGCUGAGUGCAGGUCCAGGCACACCUCUCCCUCCUCUGCCCCCAACAGGAGACAGCGAUGGUGCUCCCCCAGUUCCACCCAUCCCCCCAGGUCAUCCAAUGAAUGCCCCCAGGCUCCCUGGGGCCCCCUCACCGCCCCCCUACCCUGGGGGUCAGCCCCUCCCCGCCGCUCUCUCUGGAUUGCCCCUUCCUCCCCUCCCCACUAUGUCCAUGAGUGGACCUCCCCUACCACCACUGCCCACCUCAGAACAUAACUAUGAAGAAGGCGUCAUGUCCAUGUUCAAAGUGGCUGUUGAGGACACCAUUGACUCCAAGCGUCUGGGCCUUUCUGGAGAAUACUACUUAGUCAUCUCCCCGGAGGAGAUUGUGGUGAUGGAGCGAAAACAUGGCAAGGAUGGAAACAUAGCGGAGAAGGAAGUUCUGACAUGGAAGCUGACCACUCUACGUCGUUUCUUCAUGACCGUUAUCCCGGGGGAGAAAAGUGACCAACUGCUGUCCAUUGAGUCUGGCAGGCGUUCCAGCACAGGUCCGGGGGUUUUUCAGUUCUUCACAGCAGAAGGGGAUGAGCUGUACUCCUGCAUCCGUCAGUGUGCCAUUAAAGGCCUGGAGAUGAUCAAGGCAAGGAAGGCUGCUACAGGCGGCCAGCAGCAGGGCAUGCCACCACCCCAGCAGCCUGGGCCACCUGUACCAGGCCCACGACCGCCCGGGCCGAGACAGCCCGGGCCGCCGGGGCAAAGGCCGGCUGGACCACCUGGACCCAGGCAGACUAGGCCACCAGGGCCGAGGCAGUCGGGGCCCCCCGGCCCGCGACAGCCUGGCCCGCCUGGCCCACGACAGCCUAGGCCACCUGGCCCACGGCAGCCUGGCCCCCCUGGGCCAAACCAGGCUGACCCAGGGAAGGCCCCACAGACUACUCAAGGUCCACCCACCACCCCUCGAGGUCCGAACAACAACAACCAGCCGCAGCAGGCGAACGCAAACGCUCCCAACCAGAAGGCAGCCGCCAAACAGCCUCCCAAACCGGCUGAGGGAACCCCGCCUCCGCCGCCUAAGGCUCUGGACAGGGCAGAGGAACUCAAGGCUAAGGGAGUUAUCAUCGACGAUGGGAUGAACCCUGUGUAUGGACAAGGUUUGGCUCCACUACCCCCAGAUGAUGAAGUUGAUGAGAGCAACAAGUCCAAGCCUGACCAAAUCAAGCCUCCGAUGGGCCACACCCGCAACGCCAGCAACGUCAGCAACCUCAGCUUCGACCUGGACCCAGAGUUCGUGGCCAAGGCCAACCUGGUGACUGCCAACUGUAAGACUGAAGAGGACUUGGAUGGACUGGAGCAGGAGUUUGAUCUGAUGAAGCUGCUGCAGUCCAGCGUCACCACCAUUGAGAAGGAUUGCUACCAAGGCUCGAAGUAACCACCUGCGAUAGAGUGUUUUCACAUGAUGUCAUUGCUGCAUCUGCUGCCAUGUUGGUGUCCCUAUUUGAAUUUUAGUGAAGAAUCAUAAGUCAAGCCUUUUUGGACAUUUUAAGAUCUUCUGACCAUUCCAAGUAACAGCUCAAAGAGAGUUUGCAUUAGGAGUCCCCACAAUGCUUUGUGUUGAAUGCAGAAGAACCCCAGGGACCCUAUAUUUAAUGCUUCAUGGCAAUUAGGCAAAAUUUGGUCGCCUCACUACAAAUCCUGUGAGUAAGAUGUCUUUCCUUAUUAAUGUUGAAAAAUCCAAAUACACUGCCCAGCCUUACAAAAAAAGAACAUGCAGACCCUCUGCAAAGAAGAGAUACAAAAAAAGACAAAAAUUUAAAGCUUGAGCUACCAUUGCUUUUUGGAUAUUGUACUCCUCAUAUAAUGCUAUAUGUCCUCCUAUUAUGAUCUUGUAUGUAAAUUUUAACAAAUUAUACAAAAUGCAAUCAAGCCUAAUAAUUCAACCUCCCAGGAGCAACUUGGCUGUAAAGAAAUGACUCAUUCUCUACUAUUACUAAAUGCAAAUAGGGACACCAACAUGGCAGUCAGCACCGGCCUGCUUCAUUGACGUCGAAAGAGAGUGAAAACACUAUAUUUGCAAAGGAAACCUUGAGGAGUGCAGAUAAACAUACAAGCAACUUAAAAUUAUGUAGGCCCAAUAAUUUGAGAGGCUCUGAGUUGUAUGUACCACAUGUAGCCAUAUAGCAACAAAACAAAGCCGUCACGGCUUAGUAGCUUGCAGACAUUUGCCUUUCUUAGUUCUUCUUGUGAUGUCCUUUAAAACACAAUAUGAUGAGAGGAUGCUUUUAAGCAUAUCAUUGAUUGAUAAUUAUUUGCAAUCAUGUAAAGCACAUUUUUUAGAGUGUGAAAUCUGUGCGUGAUUAUGAUAUAGGCUUCAACUAAACCAAGAAGUUUAUAGAGAGUAUUGAUAGUAGGGGAGGGACAUAAUGGCUUUAGUAUUUGCAUUAAGACAUAAAUUUUAAGAACAUUUUCUGACAGUGAAUGUUUUUUUAGAAAAAAGGACUUUGAGCCUUAGCUCUGUCAUUCUGACACUUUAUAUUGUCCUGGGACACUGGAAAGAAAUAGACCAAUUGAAAAAGAUUCUUAAUCAAAGAAAACUGUUUUACCAUUCAUGGUUAUUUGGCAAAAAAUGAAAAGUCAGAAUGGAAAGUCAUAGAAAAACAAAUUAAGGUGAACUACACUUAAAUUCAUUGUUCGCUCUACCAUGGUGUGUUUCCAACUUCUUGGAUGUCUAAUAUUUGUUGUAUUUGUGAUAUGGUUUGGAUAGUCAUGUUGCGUUUACGUUAUAGACAGUUUUAGAUUUUAAGAUGUUAGCUUUGCAUAAAUCAGAGAAGUUACAAACUUCUACUGCCCACCUAGGCAUGCAAGUUUUUUAACGGUGUUGUUUGUAGAUUUAGUUUUGUGAACUUUGAUGUAAGAAAGAACUAUGAUAACUGCCAUUGUUUUCUCAAUACAGCAUCAUUAGAACUCAAGCUCAGCAACUUUUUCCUUCAGUAUUGCCACCAUAAUGCUGACUUGGUAGUCUGAGUUAUUGUACAGUGUAGCACAACUACACCCCUGGUCAGAAUGUACCCAGGUUCAAUUUAGACAGGGGUGUAUUUUAGCCUGCUUCACCUGUUUUGUGGCAUUAUAAUUCCAGUUAACUGAAAUGAUGACAUGGCAUGGUAUGCAAUGCUGUACAGAGUAACUUGAAAUGAUAAAGGGCUUUUUUUGGUUCAUGUAAAAUGCAUUAGAAACUUCAGUUGUAUGUGAAAACGUUCAAUUCAAUAAUUUCAAUAAUUGAUUAUAUUACAACCUGUAGUGAUUGAGUAGCGUGGUACUUGCUGUAAUGUGCAUUAUAUGUUGACUUCAGUUUUGUCAUGAAAUCAAUAAAGAUUUCUCAUAUGUGUCACACAGGACAGGUGCUUUAUUGCCAAAUGCAUUUAUUGUUUUCACAGCCUACAGGUAAAGCACAACAUCAAGAAACCCCCAGUUGCAGCAAGGUUAAUUUUAGAAACAAUUGUAUGCCACCCAAAAUAUGGCAAAAAAUGACAUCGGUUAAGUCCAAGCAACCAUGCCAUGCACAAAAGUCACUGAUAGGAACAUGCUAUGCAUCAUCUAGUCAAAGAUGGUCUGUAUUUAUUAAUUUAUUUAUUCACUUAAUGUAGUAUCGUAGCCAGUAAGUACCCAAACUGAGUAAUGAAGCUGUUUAUUUACGUACUCGAUGUACCUCCUCGAACACACUGUCAGGACCCCCAUUAGAUGUCCCUUCCAAAAGAUGAGUGCAAUCCCUUACAACAUGUCUGAUCUCAGCCGACCCUAGGAUUGAACUCAGGCCCAUGGAUUCGGAUCCAGUAUUCCAUGCCAAUCAUCAUUUGCUCUUCUGAAAAUGUUCUUUGGUUGUUGGAAUUGACUCAUGUUGACACAAUUGCUCAAUAUAUUGGGUGUUUUCAAAAAUAUACAAUACACACAACUCUUCAACUUCUCUUGGUUUUAUUUGUUCCCAAUCAGUGCUAUAUCUAGUACAAGUAAUCAUUCAGAAAUUCUGAUUUCAGAACUAAAUAUUAAACUUCGAUGACUUUAAUAUGGGGCCUUUUCUUUACACUUGCCAGCAGUUCUUGGGGGAAAAAGUCACACAAACAUUUAUGUCAUUUAUCAUGAUAUAGACAAUGUUAUGAUGAUUAACAAUCCGAUGAAGUUCUAUUCAUAUGAGACCAUCAUUCUUCUUCUUUUCAAAAGCAAAAUCUGGAUGCUUCAGACAUAUUUGCAGCAUUUGUUUCACUUGUAACAAACAUUCCAUCCAGAUUUUUUUGUGACGAAAUAUCUUGACGAAACCUCCUUUGGAAUACACAGUAUUUAACAUUAACAUAGAUCAGUGAUGUAGUAAUCAUCAUACUUUUUUAGCUAUAACAACUUUGUAUUUACCGUUUACAUAUUGGGAAGCCCCCUUUCUAAUUGGUUACAAUGCAUCAAUUAAGUACUAAGAUACAACAGUUUAGAAACUGCAAAACAUGAUUAGCUAUUUCUAUAAAACUGUUACAUGGUAACAAUUUAGACAAUACAUAUUGUUCAACAUGUCCUUUCAAAUUAAUGAUCAUCUUAACAUAGUUUCAAACUGAUCAUUAAUAUUCAGUUCUUAUUUACUUUUUCCAAACAAAAUGACAACUUGUCAAUUGUCCCACAAUCACAAUAAUGUAAUCCUUGCAGUUUCUGUAUAGUACCAAGUUGAAAAUCUAAGUGUGGUAGAUACUUGUUACAUUUUGCUGAAUACAUCAUCAAAAGUGAUACAAUAGUACAACAGAAUGUCACAUCACACAAAAACACAACAAAACACAAAGCUCAGAGUCAGAAUAAGACAGUUUAGGACAGAUACUUGCAACCUCUACAUUUUUCACAACAACAGGGUACAACCAAAGGAGAGCUAUAGAAGAACAACAAGAACACAGUAAACAAGCAGAAAGGCAUGUAACUUCAAAAUUCAAGUGUAACUCUACUUGGCUCUAAUGGAAUUUUUAUCAGUCUUCAUUACAUCAUUUUUACUACUGUUCACUCAUUCUAUUGAGGGAUGAAAAUUCUUACUGUCAAACAUGUACAAGUGACCAUCUCUACAUAAGAACCAACUGGCUAAUGUGACCACAUUUUUGUGAUCCCUUAGAAAAUUUUCCCCACUCAUUUUAAGAAUCUUGUCUACAGGGACCACCUGUCCACAUAGACCAGAUUGUAUUGAUCUGUAGAGUACUGUUCUUGGGUAGUUUGACUGUACACAUGUACAUGCAUCUAAGAAAGGUCACUGCAAGUCACAUUCUUUCAUGUAUUCUUUCCACAAUGUAAUGCACCCUUGUACAGUUUUAACUUUUUGUCUAUUAAUCAUUAAAAUUAACUAAUAAACAUUAACUAGUAACAGUAACAUUAAUAGCCUAACAGAUACCCUCCAAUUUUAGUAUAAAUCGAGAAAACUUUCUUUUUAGGAAGACAAGAGCAUUAUCUGAUACUGGUGAUGUUACAUCAUGAUGCAGGACACCAAUAACUAAGAGGAAACUUUUUUCUUCUAUUGACAUAAUAUAGCAUUUGCCCAAAUUCUGUCGCAGUUUACCAGCAUUCUGUCUGACGUUCCAAGACUUCAGGAGAAUUCUGAAGAUCUGUCCAUGUCCAUUGUAACCCUUUCUUAGAUCAGACUUGUAGACAUAAAUUCAUUUGGUCAAUCUGCUUAGAAAAAAUCAAACUUUUCCAGACAUAGCAUGUCCUUCUGGAUGUGUUGCCUGUUUUCUUAUUAUGUACAUGUAAUCUAAAUCCUCACAUUAGUUACUACAUAAUACCUGUUCUAAUCUUAAUUUGAAAAAAUACAUUUUUCAACAAACAUUUCUUUUUCUAAUGGACCCCUCAAAAAUAGCACCAUCAUGAGGGUAUUCACCAUACUAGCUCUUGCGAUGUAAUAUUGCCACCACCCUAACAAUUGCUAUGUACUGUAGACUGUAUUCUUUAUGACACUCGUAUACAUGUUAAACAGAGCCUGUAAAAAUUCUGUGUCUUCUGUCAUACUUAACAUCUUGAGAGUCACAAAAAUCAGUUCUGUAACAACAGUUACCAAACUAUUUAUGUCACACAUAUGUUGCAAACAUGAAGAUAAAAUGCAGCUAUCUUCUAGAGACAUCUUUAACUCAAUACCCGGUCUGUCUUGAGCCUUAGAUUUCUUUCUGUAACAUUAUUGGUUCUUUUUGUAUUAAAUCUGCCAUUCUAAGAUCAGGAAAGUACAAUUUCAUGUCUUGCAGUUCAGAUUUUGGAUCGACAAGCAAAUUUCUGUUCUGGGAAGGACCCUAGAAAAAGCCCUGCACAACACAGCAAACAUAACUAACGUUACAACAGAAAAUAUUACUACAUUCAAUACAAAAUAUAGGUGUUUUAUGUAAUGUUGAUAGAUUGUAAACCUUCAUGUACCUGACAGAGAACUGUACUUUGCAUUGCAUUGAAAGGUGCAAAAUCUCUUCUGUUUAUAUUCAAAAUGAAAUACAUCUGUAGGAAAUAAGUACCCUGAUUUAAGUUUGUCAAAAUGUAAUCUAAGUUGACACUAAUGAUCUUUUUGCAACUUGAAAACUUCAAAGGAAAUGACCAAAACAUUGACUCUUUGAUUGUUCCUAUCCUACAUCUGGGCCAUUGAAGCCUAAAACCACACCAUUUCCUUCAAACCAACAAUGCACAAGCCAAACCCAAAGCUACAGCAUCCACUCUGAACAUGCAAUGCUGUGCACAUGCGCCCUCUAAGUUUUACUUCUGAACUGCACCCCACUGCAACCAUUUUGCCAGCUCUCCUGACACUUAACUUUGAACUAUACCAAGCUCUCCACACCAGUCACUGUAGUAACUUUCUGUUGACAGUAUCUUUGAACAAAGCCCUAUAACCUCCUUGAACCAAGGACAUUAUAGAUAAUGUCCUUUCUUGAACAAGGCUAGGGCACAACCCAGGUGAAUACAGUACAAUUGGUGCUUUAGUCAAAUCUACAGACAAAAAAGACCAAACUGGGACCACACUGCAAACUUUUAAAAUUGCAUUGUUUUUCUCAACAUACCAAAUUAUCAGUGAAAGAAUGAAAAAAAACCUUAACUUUGGACCAUUUCCAUCUUCCCCAAUACCUCAUGUAUACAA